This is a messenger RNA of Trypanosoma brucei brucei TREU927, 621 nucleotides long. Its product is annotated as mitochondrial RNA-binding protein 1. Gene Ontology annotation, molecular function: DNA binding. The coding region runs from base 1 to 621 and encodes 206 amino acids. Gene Ontology annotation, biological process: regulation of DNA-templated transcription. The transcript has a single exon. The record is from RefSeq and is a predicted model, not a curated record. NCBI's taxonomy places the organism in Eukaryota, Euglenozoa, Kinetoplastea, Trypanosomatida, Trypanosomatidae.
AUGAUUCGACUCGCAUGCCUGCGUGGACCGGCCAUGCGCUCAGCCUGGUCCCGUGGCGCUUCUACUUUUUCCGGCGUUCAGUCACUGCCUAAAUUUGAAAUUCACGACGUGCGGGAUGACCCUGCGCUCGGAACAAUGACGCGUGUUGCCGUUGAUGGGAAGCUGCUUCUCAUUUCUCAGUACCCACAACUGGGCCCACGCAAAGUGGAUCCAAAUGAUUUAAGUCCUCAGUUUGAUGCGGACCGUCGCAUUUCCGUAAGGCUGCGUCAUGUAGACCUUGCGUAUCUUGUCGGCGUAUGUAAGGAGCGGGUGCCACGUCAUCGCAUGGAAACAAAGGCGUAUACGCUCGAUUUUGAGAAGUCUGCACAGGGGUAUCACCUUCACGGGAAGGUGCAUCGCGUGGCCUCGCAGCGGAUGGAGGACUGGUCUGUUAAAUUUGAUAACCAUUUCGCCGUGACGUUGGAGCACUUUUUGGAGAGUGCAUUGGACGAGAGCUUCGGGUUUCGUCAGCACUAUGCCACGCGGGCCGCAGAGGGAGGGGAGAAAAUUGCAGCGACAUCUUCAGCGGAGGGAGGCGCAAGGCGGAAGCGAUCUGUAAGUGACACAUCGCGAUACCAUUAA